Bursaphelenchus xylophilus (pine wood nematode) is the source of this 3680-nucleotide messenger RNA. The record is from the annotation of a GenBank genome assembly. Lineage: Eukaryota; Metazoa; Nematoda; Chromadorea; Rhabditida; Aphelenchoididae.
AUGUCGGAAUUCGACCUGUCUUCCAUUCCAAUUCCACCUUCUUCAUCUGCGAACCAACCAGAUCCCAACAAUCCGUUUUGGGCGAAAGCUCAGGAGCAGUUGGCACGAUUGCAGCCCAGAGCACCAAAUGCACCACCUCCGCUGCCGCCGCAGUUCCAUGAUCCGGUUUAUCAGACGAUUUUGAGUCAGCAACAACAGCCGGCCGGAUAUGCGAGAGGUGCAAUGUCGGCGGCUGGCCGGCUGAAUUCCGAGAAAAGAAUUAGAGAAUCUUAUCAAGCGGGGUUCGUAAGGCCCCCUCCUAACUCGGCGGUGAAGUAUCCGAACUUUCGACCAGCUGGAGGAAACGCGAAUAUGGUGCCAUUGAAUCAGCGGAUGCCUUUUGGUUCUCCAGGCUAUAUUCGACCUCAACAAGGUGAGUUUAAUUUUUUGUAAGGUCUUUUCUGGUGUUUAGAUUCUAACACAAAGCUACGGUUUUGCAAAAAGCUUGAUUUUUCUGGGAUUUUUGUCUAAAGUAAUAUUGUUUUAGCUCCAAAUGUGACGGUAACAAGUGCUCACGGUCAAACCUUUGUGUAUUCCGAGUUUUUCAGCCGAAUGGUCCCUCAGAGUGUCAAGUAAGUUCAUUUUACAUUUGUUGUUUGGAUUUUAGAUCAAAAUAUUCUUCUUGACCCAAAGACCGUCUAAAAUAAUAUUUUUCUUUCCAAAAUUCUUGAAUUUCUGAUAAAUUUUCUCCGGAAUUUGGCAAUCACCAAUUAUUCUUCAUGUUUUUAGAGACUAUUGUGAUCGAGCCCUGGCUGCCGCCCCGGACGAUGCAAAUCAAGUAAGGUACUACUUAAAGGAACGGAUCUCUCCAAUGCUCGACUCAGGAAUGGCUACUCGUAUCAAUUGGAACGCCGAAAAGCUUCCACAUGAGGUCAAGUUUCAGCUGAAUCUGCAAUGGACCCCGGCUUCGGCAGUCAAACUGCCCGGCGCUCCGUCUUCGGCUCCAGUCUCAUUUGAUUUAGGUAGGACAUGGAAACUUGAUUUUUUGAGUAUUUCAUUGGGUUUUUUCAUAGUGAUUUUGGUGUUUAAAACGAGGAAUAGGCUCUGUUAGAGAUUUAGGAAUCUGAGUUUGGUUGAAAUUGAGGAAAAUUUAGGGUCAAAAUUGACUUUAUAUUGUUUUAGAUAGGAAAAAAUCCAAAAAAUUGGAUUUUUCAUUUUUUCCGAAGUUUUAAGAGUUUUUAUGCCUGUUCUAGAUAAUAUAAUUAAAAUUUACUGAGAAUAAUCAUAUUUUUGUGUUCAAAAAUAGCUUUAUAUUGUUCUAGGUAAUAGAAAACGCCCUUCGGACGGUGAUGGUCUUCCCAAGUUUACUCCACUGAACACCGAGAACAAUGUGUUCGACAAAUACGACGCUGAUCAUGCAUCGACUUCUAAGGCAAGUUAUUUUUCUAUUUUUGUCUUGUCUUUAGGCAAAAUGACCAUGUUAUACGACGAAACAUGUUUUGUCGUAUAAAUUGGUCGAUUCGCAAAACUGAUGAUCGUAAUUGAGAGAAAAUGAAGUGGAAGACAGGAGAAUAGAAUUGUGAUUUUCAGAAGUCCAAAAAAGCAGAGAAAAAGGAACGAAAACGUCAACAACAGCAGCAGCAAGCGGCGUCGGCCGCGAAGGCCGUGAUCGCCCAGCGAUUCUCGGCCCCACAGUCGCGCUACCCCUUAAUUGAAGAGGAGUCGACCUCGGACGAGAAGCGGAAGGCCGCUCGCGCCCAACGCUUCGCCUCCGCCUCGGCUCAGUCGGCGAAUAUCCGCACAAGGUCGGAAAAUCAACCAGUUCUGGGUCCGCAGGGCUUCACAGUGCAACGAAAACAGAACGGACGAAUCAAUUUGAACUCGUUGGUGGAGAAAUGCUCGUUGAAGCGGAGAAGAAGGAUUAUUGGGACGUGUACUGCCAUCGAGAAACCUUAUUUUAGGUUAACAACUGUGAGUUUUUAAAAAUUUUUGUGUCUUGAAUUUUAGGACCUACUUUUAUCGGAAAUCACGAAGAUUUUUUUAUGGAAGUUUUCGAUUUUUUGAAGUCGCAAAAUUUUGAUCGUAUAAAAUGUCACCUACCUAAAAUUAUGUUAUUUGGAUUUCCAGGAAGCCGACCCAUCCCAAGUCCGCCCCUAUCACAUCCUUCGUCGCGCCCUAGAGCAUGUUUUGCGGGUGUAUCGCGAGAAAAAUGACGAUUAUCACUACGCGAACGACCAACUCAAGAGCAUCAGACAGGACAUUCUGGUCAGUUUUUUAUUUAUUUUUUAACUUUUUUAUCUGUCAUGAUGACUGAUUUUUGGAAUUUUUUGAAAUUAAAAAAAAAUUUUGUGAAUUUUUUUGAGCAAAAUAUCUCGGAUUUGAUAUUUUUUAGGCUUAUCUUACCCUACCGUUUAUAUCUUGCCCAUUUCCAGACUCAAGACAUACGAAAUGAAUUCGCCAUCCAAGUCUACGAAGAGCACGCACUUUUGGCCAUAAAACACAAGGACCGCGAGGAGCUGAACCAGGCCCAAAAUCAGCUCAAAGUUUUGUACGAAACCCUCUCGUCGGCUCCGAACCGAUGGCGCUUCACUUCGUAUCGCCUCCUGUAUUACGCCUACGUGGAGUCGGAGUCAGGUAAGAUUGAUGAUUUUUGGGGUUUGUAGAGGAAGAUUUGCGGGAUUUUUGGUUGUUAGAGGUGGUUCGGGAGUCUUAGAACGAUUUGGAGGGCAUUUUUAACGUUUUUGGAGAAAUUCAAGUUUUCGUGGUGGGACCCAAAGUUUUGGAUUUUAUGGGUUGUUUUAGAGUUUAGACGGGUUUUGAGCUCUGGAAGAUCUAAAAAUGUGUUUAGAAUUUGUUUUGAAGCAAGUUUUGGAUCAUUCAGGUUUUCGUGGUGGGACCCAAAAUUUUGGAUUUUAUGGGUUGUUUUAGAGUUUGGACGGGUUUUGAGCUCUGGAAGAUCUAAAAAAGUGUUUAGAAUUGGUUUAGAAGCAAAUUUUGAGUUGUUCAGGUUUUCGUGGCGGGACACAAAAUUUUGGAUUUUUUUGGUUAUUUUAGAAUUUUGGAAGGGUUUUGAGCUCUACGGGAUUUAAAAAAGUGUUUAGAAUUGGUUUAGAAGCAAAUUUUGAGUUAUUCAGGUUUUCGUGGCGGGACUAAAAAAUUUUUUUUUUGGAUUUUUGAUAUAAUUUUUUAAUUUUUACUUUCAGAUGCCACUGGACUGAUGCAAAAGUACCGCGACGCGUUCGCCAAAAGCCCCGAAAUGAAAUUGGCGCGCGAAAUUUAUAUGGCCUAUGCGACGCGAAAUCACUGCAAAUUCUUCGGAAUUUACCGCAAAGUGGACACGGUAACGAAGCAAUUGAUGGACUUUUUUGUUGACCGAGAGAGAAAUCGACUCAUGCAGGCUGUCAUUGCGGCGUAAGUUGGUUUUUUUUUUGUUUUUUUUAUAUUUUUUUGCGAUUUUUUUGUAUAAAUUUUGGGAAAUAUGGAUGUUUUUUGGUGAAUUUGGAUGUGUUUGAAUAUAAAAGGAUGUUUUCAGGUACCGUCCCACUUUGUCCCUCCCCCAACUAGCCGGCAUUUUGAUGCUGGACGAGCGCUCCGAACUCCCCGACUACCUGAAGGGAAUUGGCGUCGAAAUCGACCAAAUAAACGGCCAAAAAGCGGUCGAUUUGAGGAAAUACUCGAAUUUGAAGAUCCCCAAUUCUUAG